UGUAGGUGCAAGGGACAAGUGCAUGUCAUGAUGUGUAGCAAGGUGGAGGGCCCAAGUCCAUUGUACCAAGUGAUUUGACCGACUAUGAGGACCCAGGUUCAUGGCUCAUUUGACUGCUAGUCGCCGUGAACGUAAUGGUCGAUAAGCCCACUGUCGACGUAGCGAUAGUCCCGGAGGACAUGCGUCGCUCACCAUGCAGGCCUCCCACCUUAUCACCGUCUACUCUGGCCGGAUCCUGCUACGCUGCACCCUUCGCAUUCUCCGAUCCAACCAGUUCUCCGACGCAUGCGAGCGUAUCUCUUAAGUUCUGUAGCUCAUCUCGCAUAGCUCCGGGCAGGGAAUUCCCGUCUGAGCCCACCUGCAUCCGACACGGCUCCUCCGGCACGUCUAUGACGAAGAGCUCAUUGUCGCGUUCGAGGGCCUGUGGCACGGCAUUAGAAGGCUUCUUUUCCCACCAGCGGUGCCAUCUUAGCUGUCGUGCUGCAGCCUUGUAAGCCCGGCGGGCUUUCCUUUCUUCGGGACUGUGCGGCCCGAUCCACCCGGCGGCGCUGACAACACAUCGUCUUCAGACAGAUCCUGUAGAUCAGGGCGUAUGCGGCAAGAAUCACGGCGAGAAUGACUAGCUUCGUCAUGGAGACGUGCUGUUUGUAUUCAGAGAUCUUCCGGAGCAAGCCGCAGCUGCGGCCGGACUCUUCGUUCAGACAUAGCGACCGGAUCAAAAUCUCGUCACGGCUUCGUUGUCUACGGGGCGAUAAUUCAGAGCCAGUUAUGAGCGGCGCUGUUGUGGUGGUACGGACUACUGACUGAGAUGUGGUGCAAUGGGGUGGUUAAUAUCGGCCACAGGGAAAUGUAGCCCACAAUGAAGAUACACCGC
This is a messenger RNA of Aspergillus saccharolyticus JOP 1030-1, 874 nucleotides long. RefSeq lists its product as uncharacterized. NCBI's taxonomy places the organism in Eukaryota, Fungi, Ascomycota, Eurotiomycetes, Eurotiales, Aspergillaceae. The transcript has 2 exons. The record is from RefSeq and is a predicted model, not a curated record. Bases 135 to 494 code for a protein of 119 amino acids.